Adelges cooleyi (spruce gall adelgid) is the source of this 2471-nucleotide messenger RNA. RefSeq lists its product as uncharacterized. NCBI's taxonomy places the organism in Eukaryota, Metazoa, Arthropoda, Insecta, Hemiptera, Adelgidae. Gene Ontology annotation, molecular function: protein binding. The transcript is spliced from 10 exons. The record is from RefSeq and is a predicted model, not a curated record. The coding region runs from base 489 to 1970 and encodes 493 amino acids.
GUGUGGAGACGAACGAUUUCAGUCUCUGUACAAUAAUUAUUUCCAAUUUUCUACCACCGAAUGUGCUCGCUCCCUAGUUAAUUGAUAGACUUGAACACGACGCUUAAGAGUGUCGAGGCGUUUUGACUUUAUUUACCACACUCUACACGCCAUGUAGGAUGCGCUAAGAAGGCGGUUAAGUAUGUAGGUAGAUAGGUUCCGUAGGUAUGCACAAAAAAAACAACACCGGGUCACACUGUAUUAAGAACAAACCGAACACGAUAAAAUAUUGUACACCAUAGUAGACGACUCACGCCUUAUUUUUCCAUUUGAACGUACGGUAGGUAGUAUAUACACUCAGUGUUAAGGUAGUGUUCAGAAAACAACCAGGUCGAAACUCGCCGCGUUUUUAUACCGGUCGUCGCAGUAUUAUGUUGUCUUGAGUUGUGGUAUGUAUUACCGGUGAUCUCAAAAUAAACCGAACGCCUUUAGAAUAAUUUUUUACUAAAAUGGGCACUAGAGUGGCGGCUGCGCAUUUUUCGGAUAAAACUUUUGUCGGAGUACCACAGUUACUUGAAGAUCUACAAAAAUUGGCCGACAAUCACGAAUCGGCUGACAUAGUGUUCCUAAUAGGUCGUGAAGAAGUUCCUGUCUACGCGCAUCGGAUCAUUUUAAUGACUAGAUGCAAAAGCUUCCAAUCAGUUAAGCGUGGUGAAAUAUGCCGAAUCCCCGGUUGUUCUGUAUCCCCAUCGGCGCCGGGUACACCCACCCCCGUCCGACUACCACAGUUCCAAGGUGAUACGUUCAAACAAUUUAUCAAUUAUGUAUAUACAGGCAAGAUAGUUCUUCAAGACAACGGAGUCUUUGAAAUGUUAACUCUAGCGCAAGAAUUAGGCGUGGAAGAUCUACAAAACAGCUGCGAGGAGCAUGUAUCUUCGACUAUGUCAGUUUUAAAUGCUUGCACGUUUUUGGCUGCGGCAAUGGAUAUACAAGACAGAGCUUCUAGUGGCAAAGGUGCUAAAUCAUUUGUCGAUCGCUGCGUGUCGUUCAUCGGCGAAAACGCUGCCAAAUGCGUUAAAACCAACGCAUUUUUAAAUCUACCAAAGGACUCCAUAAUAAAACUGUUAUCCUCGGACUGCUUGGCUCUGGAAGAAGAGGACGUAUGGAGAGCCGUGGUGAACUGGGCCAAGUUCCAUGCGGGCGUGGUGCAGCGAACCGCACAUUGGACCGAGGAAGAACGAGCAAGGGUGUGCCAGCAUUUGUCUGGAGUCAUUAAUCACGUCAGGCUAUUGUUGAUAGACUCUCAGGUAUUUGCCGAAGAAGUAGAGCCCACGGGAGCUGUGCCAAUAGAAAUGUCAUUGGAGCGUUAUCGCUUUGCAGCACUCCCCAACAAGUUCAAAGAGAUGUCGGAAGACCAACGCCUUCAACCUCGGGUUAUGCUUAAGUUUUUCUCCGGCUCACAUAUUUUGAGUCAAGAUAAAACUCACUUACAACGCGUGCUGAAUCAAUGGUACGGCAGUGUAAAACAAUGUUGGCGAUUGGUUUAUAGAGCUUCCACCGAUGGGUUCUCUGCUGAUGCUUUUCACAAACACUGUGACGGCAUUUCGCCCACAUACGUCUUAGUAUUAGGUGUGAACGGCUGGCUGAGCGGAGGAUUCAGCGACGUUCCAUGGGGAAAGAGUCACACUAAGGGUGCUUACAUGGUGUCCGACAAGAGCUUCCUGUUUUCUCUCAGCACCACUCAAGAUACCCCGCCGAUAAAAUACGAUAUUGUUAAAAAACCUUACGCCAUAUGCUACCACCAAGAGAUCGGUCCUAUAUUCGGAGCCGGUGCCGAUCUACUCAUAUCCAACAACUGCAACGUCAACAUGGACAGCUACAGCAAUUUACCGCAUUCCUACGAUGGCGAGAACGCUUCUUGCAACUCUUUAAUGGGCGAUUACAAUUUCACCGUUGCCGAUUACGAAGUGUUUACUCCAUUGUCCAAGUGAAACAUUAUAAUGGCUUGCCAUAGAUUAAGUGACUUUUAUCUACUCUAAAAUACAGCUGACAGUAAAAAAUAAUCACAUCUUGUAAAAAAAAUAUAUCAAAAUGUUGAAAAAGAAAAUAACGGAAAUUACGGCCUUUUACGGAAUUGAUAAUUUCCGAUGAACCGUCUAUAAAAAAUGUAUUAAAUACAAGACCGAUGAAAAGCGCCAACAUCUGAUUUAAUUUGUCGACGCUUUUUCAGCGUCUUAGACUAAACUUGUACGUAACUUGAUUUUGACUACAGCAUGAGCUGUAUUAUAUUAUGGUAAAUCGAAAAUGUCUCAUUAUGUUUUGUUCCUCGUGGUCUUAUUGACUAACCAAUUCAAGGUUUUUUUUUAACUUAUAAAUUAAUAUGUUUGUAUAAUUUAUUUUAAAACAUGUUUUGUGUUUCCAUAUUUGUAUAUUUUAUUCAGAAUCUGUGUUAAAAUGUAUUACUUUUGACUUUAUUACAACACGAUUGAGUA